Aspergillus aculeatinus CBS 121060 is the source of this 3854-nucleotide messenger RNA. RefSeq names its product KAR9 family protein. The record is from RefSeq and is a predicted model, not a curated record. Bases 200 to 3616 code for a protein of 1138 amino acids. Gene Ontology annotation, cellular component: mating projection tip; spindle pole body; cell cortex. Lineage: Eukaryota; Fungi; Ascomycota; Eurotiomycetes; Eurotiales; Aspergillaceae. The transcript has a single exon. Gene Ontology annotation, biological process: nuclear migration along microtubule; mitotic spindle orientation checkpoint signaling; establishment of spindle localization.
CACCCUUCAUCAUUGCUCUACUGCACGACUGCGUUAGUGCGUUAGUCACUCAGUCCUUCACACCCACACAUCCUUUCGCAAGUUACCCACACAACCUCAAUUACCCAUAGUACCCAUACAUACGUACCCUUUCUUACCUUUUCCUAAAUCAAAUCAAAAUAACAUCCGACCGCAGUCGCCUCGUGGAUUUUCCCCAUCCAUGCGUGCCAUGUUCACCGGGUCGACUGCAACCACUGCAACCGCAACCACUGCGACCGCCGACCCCCCGGAUUCCGGGCUCAACACAACAUCCACCACCACCACCACCACCACCUCGUCGCCGUCACAGCAGCUCUUCUCACCUCCUCCUCCCCCUCCUCCUGCUGUCUCCGUCUCCGCUGCAGAUGAGUCCUUCACGCGACGAAUCAGAUCCAAAUCCUCUCUGCGCAGUCUCCGCAGCCUGGGAAGCAACAGUACGACGUACGACGACGACCCUGACGACACUCCCGACGCCAACAACAACGCCGAGAAGACGCUCAUUCGCCCAUCCAUCCUCCGUCGAUUAUCCCCCGGCCUCGCCGCCCGCGUCAAGCUUCUCGACGGCAGCAACAGCAGCAGUAAGAACAACAGCCCGUCUCGAGUGGGCGCUGUGGGCCGCAUCCCCGAGGAACACAUAAAGGAGUUGGACAGCUUGCACCAGGACUUAUCGAUAAGGAUUCAAAAAAAGGGUCGCACGUGGAAUGGUCUGCACCGGGCCCACAAGGAAAGGAAACAACAACAACAGUCCCUUUCACAGCAGCAGCAGCAGCAGCAACAAUCGUGCGAUUUAAAUCACUUGGAGGUCCCCGACCCAGUGCUCCUGGAAGAGCUACUAGCGGAUGAGCUCUACGCAGACGAAGCUUGGGAAUCUUCGGAGCAAGUCUCAGAACAGCACGUGCUUACCUCGGUUCUACAACCCGACUUACAUUCGCUGUUGAUCGCUUCGGUUCCAGAAGAGCGUUCUCAGAAAGGGGACUCUCUGAAAGAGUGUGGAGCGGAAGUAAGGGCAGAUACGGAGGCAGAAGCGGAAGCGGAAGCAGAAGCAGAAGCAGAAGCGGUGCCGGAAGCCGAAGUCGCAGCUAAAGCAAAAGAAGAAGAAGAAGACGAAGUGCAGCAGGACAAGGGAGCGAUCGAAGAGCCACUACUCGACAUGGCUACCCUUGAACGAUCCCGUCUGCCACUCCGCCCCGGAUCAACGAAUGGAAUGCCGUCCACGAACCCGACCGACUUUGAAAAGUAUCUCAAGAGCACCAGCGACAAUGAAUCCGCUCCCCCUCCCCCGCCGCCGAAAGAUUCUCCCCGCCCCCUCUCAAUCUCAUCUGCGAAUUCGCAAUCCUACUUCAACCCGCUCGGGCUACAACGCUCAGAAUCCAUAUACUCGUUCUCAAGGGCCUCCUUUAGCAAUCAGCUUUCGCAACUCACGUCCAUCUCCCUUCCCCAACCAUCCUUACUCGAGGCUGGUAUCGCGUCCAUUCCGACCGCCGCCGCCGCCGUAAGGGCCCUCACGGGAGCUGCGGACCAGAUUCAAAUUUGGAUCAAAAAGGCCUCCGGUGUUUUGAGCGGGCUGGAUGCCGAGGACGACGUCGAAUGGGCAGCUGCCGGCGGAAGAGAAGGGCUGGACGGGGUCGACGGAGCCAUCACCCGAUUUGAGAGUCUGAUCAACGUUUACGUCAAGGCUAUUGAGGACGUGCAGAUGCGCGACGAUAUCGAGAACGUCUCCACUGAUCAAUUGAACUUGAUUGUUGUACAGAUGGACGGGAUCAUCCAUAGCUGGUCGCAGAUCAAGGAUCGACUGAAAGGAGUCAAAGAACAAGUGGAGCUGGCGAUGGAAUGGGAGGAACUAUGGAGCAAUGUCUUGGGCGAUGUUGGAGUGGAGGUGGAAAAUCUCGGCCGGCUCAUCUUCGAGAUGGAAGAGAAGCGACACUGGACCAUGGCGGGUGAACAGGAUUCCAGUGCUACGGGACUCGACAUCAAUGAGCUGGAGACCAUCGUCGAGGAAACGCCAGCAGGUGGCCGCAUGUCGACCAGCAAGCGGUUCAGUCUGGAGCCUCUGUUCGCGGCACCGACUCUGGAUAUGCCUAUCAUCCAGACGCCGCAUGACGAUUCCAACCACUCCAACUUGAUCGCCUUGUUUGCGAGGAUCCAACCGCUCCGUGCAUCGCUCGACUUCCUCCCCAUGCGACUGUCCAUGUUCCAGUCGCGGGCGGUGCGGAUAUUCCCCAGCGCCUGCCAGGAGCUCGAAGAUCGACGCAGUCAGCUUGAGAAGGCCUACAAAGGGCUGGAAGCUGAUGCAGAAGCCUUGCGGGACGAGCUCAGCGAGGACCGGUGGAUUCUCGUAUUCCGCAAUGCGGGCAAUCAAGCGCAGAAGAUGUUCGAAUCGGUUGAGAGGAGCAUUGGGAAGCUUCAGGAAGCCAUCGAGACCAGCGCUCAGGUGCACAACCCGGCCCAGUUCACGAAACGGGUCGAAAGCUACGACGCCAAGAAACAGCAUUACGUUGCUGCGAUUGAGCGGGUGGUGUCGAUUAUCCAGAAGGGUGUGAAUGACCGUCUUACGGUCAACGGAGAAACUCUACGACUGUUGUCAGACAUGACAUCGCGGGUCGAUGCUCUGAAGGCCAGCAUCCGGGUAAUGGAUGCAUCCUUGGAGGAUAUCAGCUUCACACGGUCUCAACACCUGCGCGACUCGAUCUCGAGUAUCCUCACCAUGGAUAGCCCACUGACCGGGAGUGUCCCUGAGACUCCCGGCAGUUCCCCAGCUUCAUCGGUCAUCAUGACUCCGGCGAAUGCAUUGAAGCGAUCUACCACGCCGGUCAACAAUUCCAGCCGUCGUGGUAGCUCUGUCAGUUCGGUGGCACGCACGACCAUGUCGAAGGUGCGACGAUAUUCUGGGUUGCCGCAAGUCACAUCCACCUUAACAGCGAAGAAAUCAGCGAUCCCCAAGGCGUCACUCGGGGUGACCUCGCCUACGAAGCACGUGGCCGCUACGCCGACGCCGGCGGCGCGCAAACCGGUACCACGUACCCCAGCUCUGCCGCCAGCGUUGGCCAAUAGGCCGCGGUGGACCACCAGCACCAACACCAGCGACUUGGAUAAAUACAAGUCUAAUUCCCUCCAUACACCGUUCCGCAAAUCGUCCGCCCAGGGCCGCACGUCGCGCCCUUCCUCUACACUCCCCAUGACUCCGUACCGCCGCGAUAUGUCGGUGUCACCGGCACCGAUGAGCGCGCGGUCGGUCAGUCGGGUGUCCAGCCGUCUGGCGUCGCGCAGCCCGUCGCGAGUGGCGUCUCCCACCCCGAACCGAUCCCUUCUGGAUCCUCCCCCUUACAGCAAACUGCGCCGACCCGAUGGGUUGGCCACUGCGCCGCGCAGCCGACAGAGCUUCGCGGGGCUUUCCUUCAGCCGCAGUGUUUCGCAAGAUCACAGCCGCGCACUGGCGAGCCCGACCAAAGCGCCUCCGACGCCACGGCCGGAAACGUCGCUCGGACAUGCGAGCAACCGUCGCAUCAGCUUGAUUCCAUUGCCUAAAGGCCGGACCGGCAAUGACAAUGCGCCUAGCACGCGCAGCAAGCUGGGUGAGCGACCUCCCUGGCGGGGCUAGUCGCGUCACAUCUUCCGGGUAAUUGUUUUUCUUAAUCGUUGUCAUGUAAUUGAACUGGAGCAUUGCGAUUGGGGGUUUUGUAUGGUGAUAUAGCCGAUUUUGCGUGUCUUUGCAGAUUGAUAUCCCCCUCAAGCAUUUUUUUCAGCGGUGUAUGUAUGGGAUUGAUCAUUUCUGGUGGUGUGGUUUUAGGCAAGUAAUCAUCUAUGUUUAUCUUAUCUAUCACAGGCCAAGUGGAACA